AUGGACGGGCUGGGCCUCGCCGCGGCGCCCGGCGGAGGGGCGGACGAUGGGGCGCACCAUGAGGCGGGCGAGCCCCGCUCGCUCCCGCCCCCCGGGAAGGGCACGAACCACCCGGCACAGCCGCCGUGCGGGACACCACCGGCCAGCCCGCAGCCCGCCCCCACGGGCCUGCCCACCCUCCUGGCCUACAGACCCGAGUCAUCACAGGCAAACGUACACCACGAGGCAGAGGAGGAUGCUGAGCCAAGGUGCGAGUACUGCGGCAGCCUGCUGAGGCCGUUCCCCUUGCCCGAGGACGGGGCUCUCUCCGAGGACCAGGAAGGCAGAUUCUGCUGCCGGCGCAGCCGAGAGCUCUAUGAGUUCAUCUUGAAGGAGAGGAAGAGGCUCGAGGAUGCCAGCAGCCUUCCCAGAGCUGUCAGCACCCAGGAAUCCCCCGGCUCUGAAGCCAACAUGCUGCUGUCAAAGGAGCAAACUGGGAGGCAGCAGAAGAGACACCUGGCUAGAGAGUUGGCUGACCAGUCUUUAAGGCAGAGUGCCACUAAAGGGUCACAGCAAGCUGGACCCAUUUCCUACGAGCCUUCCCAGGAACUCCCAUCUCCCAAAGCCGGGUCACCAGUGCCUGUUGCAAGUGCAGCCGAGCCUGAGUACCUUUCUGAGCCCGAGCUCCGGCCCAAGGAGAAGCCCACGCCCGAGUCCUGGCCCGAGGAGCAGCCUGAACUGGAACCCCAGCCCAAGGAGGAGCCCGAGCCGGAGCCCCGGCCCGAGGAGCCCGAGCCGGAGCUUCGGCCCGAGGAAGAGCCCGAGCUGGAGAAGGAGCCUGGGUCUGAGCCCGAGUCCCAGCCUGAAGAGGAGCCCGAGCCUGAGAAAAAGCUCAAGUGGGACAAGAAGCCCAUGUCCCGCAGCGUCCUCGGCUACGACUUCAGUUAUCUGGGGAAAAAGGUGGGGAAGGGUAAAUUGGUGCAGAAGUACUACAAAAAUGGAAAGAAAUUCCUUACCAUGCUCCCAGACGGAACCUUGCAGUUAUUCUAUCCAUCUGGAAACCUGGCCAUCAUCAUUACACAAGCCAGAGACCAGCUGAUGUGCAUAGUACAGGAGGACGAGCGGAGGACACUCAAAAUCCGAGCACUGUUUCAGUCUGAUGGCAGGAGCACAUGCUAUUACCCGACCGGAGAUGAGUGGAUAAAUAUGAGUAUCCAGGGUGGGCAGUAUUUGGACCAAGCAGGCAACAGGGUGAGAAGGUGGAUGUGGCCGAACUUGUCACCAGGACCUCAGGUGCCACUGAGCCCCAUUUUCAUCUCCCUGAACCGCCACGUGGGGGUCAGGAUCCUGGCCCAGGACAAGAUCUUCAUCUCCUUCCUUGCCAUGGGGCGACAAGCAAAACUCAACAUGGGAACCAAAGUGCAGGUCAGCACCAGCAGCCAGCUGCCUCCUCCAGCCCGGCUGGGUGAGGAUGAGCUCCUGCUGCUUGCCUUCCGCGUGAGGAUCCUGCAGCUCUUCGAAAGGAUGCGGGGAUGCCUCAACUUCCCUUCCAAUGAGCAGUGGAACAAAAUGCAGCCUCCCAUGUACCUCAUCACCCAGGCUGUGAAGAUCCUGGAGCUCUGCAUGGCUGCUGACAUAAGUGACGAGCUGCGCAGCUCCAUCAAGGCAAUAGUAAACGCCCAGGAACUCUGACCAGUGUGUGUGUGGUGUAAAAUGAGCCAGAGACAGUCCCCGGUGCUGUGGCACCUGCAUGUGCUCAGCAAGGCUUCUCCUGCGGCCCUGCCUGCCCCGGUGCAGAGGAAAGGGCAGUGCAGGGCCGAUCUGCACAGCCCCAGAUGGGAUCGGGGCAGGCGCUACCGGCCCGCAGUGACACCUUGGUCACGGAGGCACGAGGGGGCUUUGCUCGGGCACAGCAGUGCCGUGUGCCCUGCUCCGCAGCAGUGCAGCGCUCCUGAGCAGGCUCCCCUCUGCCUUCAGCCCUCGGGUAAGGCAUUAGGGCACACCCGAGCCAGGCCUGGGACAGCUGCACAGGCAGGCGUUUGCUCAGACCCGGUGUACAGGUUUGUACCCCACGGGCAGGUACAAACUGCAGGUGUACUGCCCUGCCACUCCUGACAGGAAGGUGGCAUCAGCAGGAAGCCCCAGGGCAGCUCAGCCAGUUGCAGGUACAAGACAAGGUGGUUCCCUGCACAGAGAGCAACAAAUGCCCUCAGAGUGCCCAAAGCAAUCACCGGUGCUUGGCUCCAGGGAGCACCAGCUGCAGCCUGGGCUGGGCUCUGGUUCAAGCACUGCAGAGCUGUCAGUGCGUGUUCAGCCCGUGGUGCUGCAGUCAGCAGUGAGGAACCUCCCAGCCUCGCAGAGCUGCCUUUGAAACUAGGGAUGCACCUGGCCAGCU
Onychostruthus taczanowskii (white-rumped snowfinch) is the source of this 2374-nucleotide messenger RNA. RefSeq names its product glutamate rich 6 (gene ERICH6). The record is from RefSeq and is a predicted model, not a curated record. Bases 1 to 1671 code for a protein of 556 amino acids. The transcript is spliced from 9 exons. Lineage: Eukaryota; Metazoa; Chordata; Aves; Passeriformes; Passeridae.